UCACAGGUUUAUUUUGGCCUAACAAAGACAACCCCAACACAUAAUCCUCCUGAAGACACACCUGUAGAGGAGAGUAUAAAGAGUGUGGACUGACCUGAGUCAAACAUCAAGCUUCAAGGAGUCUCUCCACAGCAGAUCUCUACAGAAGCUCCACGGCCUCCCUGAAGAUGACUCCCUCUGCCAGCCUGCUGCUGCUGCUCCUGCUAGGCCUCUCUCAGGCACUUCCUCUCCAAGAGGAGGGAGACACAGAAGGCUUUGAAGAAAUAGAAGAAGAAGAUGAAGUCCCAGACACCAUGGACAUCAGCACCAGGAUCCUGACCUCCAACAACGCCACCGAUGAGAUCCUGCUGGAAGGAGACCUGGUUGCUCCCAGAACCAGAAACGCUAUGAAGUGCUGGUAUCAGAAGUGCCAGUGGAAAAAAGCCUCCAACGGCAAGGUGAUUAUCCCCUUCACCGUGAGCAGCCACUUCACCAGGCGGGAGAGGCAGAUGAUGGACUACGCCAUGAAGGUGUAUCACAGACAAACCUGCAUCCGCUUCGUGCCUCGCACCAACCAGUACGACUACAUCAGCAUAGAGAACAAAGCCGGAUGUUACUCCUCUCUGGGCAGAACUGGAGGCAGACAGGUGCUCUCUCUCAACAGACAAGGCUGCCUCCACCACGGCAUCGUCCAGCACGAGAUGAACCACGCUCUGGGCUUCCAGCACGAACAGACCAGGAGCGACCGUGACUCCUACGUCAGGAUCAACUGGCAGAACAUCAACCAGCAGAUGGCCUACAACUUCUACAAGCAGUCCACCAACAACCUGAACACUCCCUAUGACUACUCCUCCAUCAUGCACUAUGGAAGAACAGCCUUCUCCAUUGCAUACGGGAGGGACUCCAUCACCCCCAUCCCCAACGCCAACGUCCAGAUCGGCCAGAGGAGGGGCAUGUCUUACUGGGACAUCAGGAGGAUCAACCUGCUCUACAGCUGCUAAUAUUCGUCUGUUUUCAAAGUUGUUUAUUAGCAGAUAAAUGUUCUCAAUAGGAAAAAUAGGUUAACCCAGCUGUCUUAGAUAAUCAAACAACUGUUGUCUACAUCUGAUUCCUGUCCUUAACUGUAUUCGUCCAUAUUCUGAAAUAAUAAAACAAUUGUUAAAUGAC
Messenger RNA from Notolabrus celidotus (New Zealand spotty), 1146 nucleotides. Its product is annotated as high choriolytic enzyme 2-like. The transcript has a single exon. Gene Ontology annotation, biological process: proteolysis. The record is from RefSeq and is a predicted model, not a curated record. Lineage: Eukaryota; Metazoa; Chordata; Actinopteri; Labriformes; Labridae. Gene Ontology annotation, molecular function: metalloendopeptidase activity; zinc ion binding. Bases 168 to 980 code for a protein of 270 amino acids.